AAAUAAGAAACAAGUAGCGAAGGAUACCUUAUAUGUGAGUAUGCGUGUAACUUUUGUGUAGUGUGGAUUCUGAACAAGCUGUCAAGCGAUGGUAUCUUAAUCCAGAAAUGUGCGAGCGGUGUGAGCGUAUCAGCAAUAGAAAGUGACAGAGUCAAGGAAUAUAUAUUGAUGAAGAAAGGUAAAGAGAAGUAGGAAGGGAGAGGCGAGCGCAAAGGUUUUAUAGCAUCGCUCAGGUGGCACAGCCAAA
Linderina pennispora is the source of this 247-nucleotide messenger RNA. RefSeq lists its product as uncharacterized. The record is from RefSeq and is a predicted model, not a curated record. The transcript has a single exon. NCBI's taxonomy places the organism in Eukaryota, Fungi, Kickxellomycota, Kickxellomycetes, Kickxellales, Kickxellaceae. The annotation marks the transcript as partial.